AUGGAUAUGACCAUGGCCACCAGCACAGCCAUGGCGAUGGCAACAUCGACCAGUGCAGGUUCCGGAGGCAUGUCAAGCGGCAGCAUGUCAAUGUCAAUGUCUGAAAUGGCCAUGACCUUUUUCGAAGCUUUCCAAACACCUCUGUACUCGGACGCGUGGACCCCGACAACCACCGGUCAAUAUGCCGGCACCUGCAUCUUCCUCAUCGUCCUAGGCUCGAUUCUGCGCCUCCUACUAGCUCUGAAGCCAGUGCUCGAAGACCGUUUCUGGAGAAACUAUCCCGCAUACGAAUCAGACAAGGAGGCCUUGACAGGCCAUCAUGCGGCGAGUGUUGAGCCUGGACACGCUGGCGCGGUGAUUCGCAAAGAUAUUGUUGGACGGUGGAAGGGUUGGCGGGCUGGCGCCGCUGCCGCGAGGGCGACAUACGAAGUCAUUGUCGGCGGCAUAGGAUAUCUUCUGAUGCUCGCGGUUAUGACGAUGAAUGUUGGUUAUUUCCUCUCUGUGCUUAGUGGUGUUUGGCUCGGCACAUUCCUCCUCGGCGGUCUCGCAGGCGGUAGUCCAACAAUCCACUGCUAG
This is a messenger RNA of Colletotrichum orchidophilum, 576 nucleotides long. RefSeq names its product ctr copper transporter. The coding region runs from base 1 to 576 and encodes 191 amino acids. Gene Ontology annotation, biological process: intracellular copper ion homeostasis; copper ion transmembrane transport. Gene Ontology annotation, cellular component: plasma membrane. The transcript is spliced from 2 exons. The record is from RefSeq and is a predicted model, not a curated record. Gene Ontology annotation, molecular function: copper ion transmembrane transporter activity. Lineage: Eukaryota; Fungi; Ascomycota; Sordariomycetes; Glomerellales; Glomerellaceae.